Molecule: messenger RNA, 3148 nt
Organism: Rubroshorea leprosula
Lineage: Eukaryota; Viridiplantae; Streptophyta; Magnoliopsida; Malvales; Dipterocarpaceae
Source: the annotation of a GenBank genome assembly
AAGAAAAUGGGAAAAGCAAAGUGGACUCCUCCAACUUUGGAUAUGUUGACAUGUUAGUCCUUGAUAGGAUAGUUUUACUAUUCUUGUAUCCAAAAGCUCCCUAUUUUAACUCUUGUUUAAAAUUUAAAAGAGUGCAGAUUGACUUUGAUGGAGGACAAGUUGUUUUGUAAAGACCUCUAUGACCCAAUUGAGCACAAAGGCAUCAAACCUGCAGAAAUUAACGAUGCUGAUUGGAAAAAGAUUGAUCGCAAAGCUUAUGGUGUAAUCCGUAAAUGGAUUGACAUGAGUGUGAUUCAUCAUAUGGCUCAAGAGAAGGAGUCCUAUAAGUUGUGGACUAAGCUUGAAGAGCUGUUUGAAAGAAAGAAUGCCUUGAAGAAAGCUUCCCUCAUUAGAAAACUAGUCAAUCUCAAGUACAAUGAGGGCAAGAAUGUGUCUGAGCACUUGAAUAAUUUUCAAGAAAUUUUGAAUAAACUAGUUACAGUGAAGUUGGCCAUUGAUGAUGAGGUACGAGCAUUGAUUUUAUUGAGCUCUCUUCCGGAUAGUUGGGAGACUUUGGUGGUAACUUUAAGCAACUCAACAAGAGAUGGGGAGAUGACUCUGCAGCUGGUUAAGGACAGCAUAUUGCGUGAGGAAUCUAGAAGAAAAGAGCAAGGAAUUAUGAGUUCUGAGUCUGAAGCACUGGUUACUGAGUAUAGAGGGAGGAGUAAGCAAAGAGAUAAAAAUGUUAGGAAGAGGGCUGAUACUCAUGAAGAGAAGGAAGCCAAGGAGAACACUGCUGCAAUUACUUCUGAUGGUGAGGUAUACUUGCUAUGUGAGAAUGAUAACAUUGAUGCUGCUCAUCAUGAUUCUACAUGGGUUGUUGAUACUGCUGCUUCUUAUCAUGUCACACCAAAUAGAGACUGGUUUAGCUCAUAUAAAGAAGGUGAUUUUGGCUAUCUGAAGAUGGGAAACAGAUCUGAAGCCAAGAUUGUGGGUGUUGGUGAUGUUUGGCUUGAAACAAACAUUGGGUCCAAGCUGCACUUAAAAAAUGUGAGACAUGUUCCUGAAAUACGUCUCAAUUUGAUGUCUACAGAUAUGCUAGAUGAUGAUGGCUACCUUAAUUAUUUCGGUAAUGGGACUUGGAAACUCACAAAGGGCAUUAUGGAUGUGGCAAGAGGCAAGAAGAGAUUUUCACUCUAUGAAACUCAAGCAAAACAGUGUCAGGGACAUAUCAAUGUUACAGAAGCUGAUGCUACUGAGUUAUGGCACAAGAGACUGGGGCACUUGAGUGAGAAGGGACUUCAAAUCCUUAGCAAAAAGGACUCCUACCCGACUUUACAGGCUUUGAAGACUACGAUAUACUUGAUCAAUCGAUCCCUUUCUGUUGUUCUAAAUGGUGAUGUUCCAAAGAAGGUUUGGUCAGGCAAAGAAGUAUCCUACAAGCACUUGAAGGUAUUUGGCUGCAAGGCAUAUGUGCAUGUUCCAAAAGAGGAGAGAGCAAAGCUUGAUGCAAAGACAAAACAGUGCGUGUUCUUGGGAUAUGGUGAUGAGGAGUAUGGCUAUAGAUUAUGGGACUUGAAAAACAGAAAAUUAAUGAGAACCAGAGAUGUGGUGUUCAUUGAGAAUGAGACGGUUGAAGACUCAAAGAAGCAAGAUGACAGUGAGCACACUCAAGAAAUACCAGACAAAGAAACACAUCAAGAAGAGCAAGUGCAAUCACCACAGCAACCUCAAGUUAGGAGGUCCACUAGACUUCAUCAACCAUCUCGAAAGUACUCCACUGACGAGUAUGUGCUCUUGACUGAUGGGGGAGAGCCAGAAACUUAUUAUGAAGCUAUGGAGAGUGGAAACAAGAAGGAAUGGUUGAUGGCAAUGCAAGAAGAAAUGAGUUCUUUGCAAGAGAAUGGGACUUAUGAGCUGGGCUUUGGACAACAAAAAGUCAUUGAUUAUGAUGAGAUUUUCUCACCAGCAGUAAAAAUGCCAUCUAUUCGAGCUAUUUUGGCUUUGGCAGCUAGCUUGAAUUUAGAAAUUGAACAGCUGGAUGUUAAGACAGCUUUUCUCCAUGGUGAUCUUGAGGAGGAGAUCUAUAUGAAGCAACCAGAGGGUUUUGAGGUGCAAGGCAAAAAGAAUCUGGUUUGUAAAUUGAAGAAAAGCUUGUAUGGUCUCAAACAAGCUCCGAGGCAAUGGUGCCGUACGUUUGACUCUUUUAUGAGAGAGCAUAAAUUCGCUAGAACAGAAUUUGAUCAUUGUGUUUAUGUUAAGAGGUAUCCAGAUGGUGAUUUCUUGUUACUUUUGCUUUAUGUGGAUGACAUGUUGAUUGUUGGUCAUGACACAAAGAAAAUUUCAGUCUUGAAGACUGACUUGAGCAAGUCCUUUUCUAUGAAGGAUUUGGGUCCAGCAAACCAAAUUCUUGGAAUGAAAAUUUUUCGAGAUAGAAAGAACAAGAAGCUGUGGUUGUCACAAGAAAAAUAUAUUGAAAAGGUGCUGGACAGGUUCAACAUGAGCAAAGCAAAACCUGUGGGCACUCCACUUGCUGGCCAUUUCAAACUUAGCACAGAGCAGUGUCCUGCAAGCAAGGAGGAAGCAAAAUACAUGAAGAAUGUGCCCUAUGCUUCUGCAGUUGGUAGUCUAAUUGAUGCUGAUUUGGGUGGAGAUUUGGACUUUAGAAAGUCCACUUCAGGAUACUUGAUGCUUUAUGCAGGGGGAGCAAUUUCAUGGAAAUCAAAAUUGCAGAAAAGUGUUUCAUUAUCCACUACAGAAGCUGAGUAUAUAGCUUUUUCUGAAGCAGGAAAAGAGAUUGUAUGGAUGAAGAUGUUUUUUGAAGAAUUAGGUCUUAAGCAAGAAAGAUUUGUGUUGUUUUGUGAUAAUCAAAGUGCAAUUUACUUGAACAAGAAUCCACAAUUCCAUUCCAGAACCAAGCAUGUUGAUUUGAGGUAUCAUUGGAUACGUGAUGCAAUUGAAGAAAAGGUGCUUGAUGUUGAGAAAGUUCACACGGAUGACAACAGCUCGGAUAUGAUGACCAAGUCCUUGGUGAGAAGCAAAUUUGAGUUUUGCAAAUCACAAGCUGGCUUGGUGGAGCCCCCCAACUAGCUCGGGCGGGGGAGAUUGUUGAGCUAGCCCUCCCAAGUUGGGUGGCUCAACAAUGGAGGUGCACCUUGAGUGCACAGUG